AUGCGUCUCAUGCACGCCUACCCGUCUGUGCGGGAUCCGGGAGAGCGUGCUUGCACGGAAUAUGUGUACCUGAGCUGUGCUGGUGCUGGUGCUGACAGGCAGCCGGAGCUAAAAAGGCUGAAUGGUUUCGAGCCGAGACAUGUGAAGGACGAGGAGUCGGGAAUCAAGGAAUCGGAGCCGCGAAGAGGACGCCACUACUGGCCUCCUGGCUUGGCCAUGACCCUGCUCAGACUAACAACUGGAACAUGGUUCGCCGUCCUCGCCAAACCCCCGCUGCAGCUUCGACGUGCUUGA
This is a messenger RNA of Trichoderma virens Gv29-8, 294 nucleotides long. RefSeq lists its product as uncharacterized. The coding region runs from base 1 to 294 and encodes 97 amino acids. The transcript has 2 exons. The record is from RefSeq and is a predicted model, not a curated record. Lineage: Eukaryota; Fungi; Ascomycota; Sordariomycetes; Hypocreales; Hypocreaceae.